ACUAUCCCUCAGUUGAUGAGAAACCUUCACUGGUUUUGGUGGCUCUACCAUUGCUUCUUCCCUGCCAUUUGUUCCUUCCAAUUUUCUCACCACCUCCAGAUAGGAGACAGCUGGACACUCUUUACCCAUUCUACCUCUUUCUCCUUCACAGGGCACUCCAAGAAUUCAGGGACAUGUUCACCUCCACAGGUAUACAUUGGGAAGUUGCCCCAAGACUUCCUGCGUAUUACUCCCACCCAGCAGCAGCAACAAGUUCAGUUGGAUGCCCAAGCAGCACAGCAGUUGCAGUAUGGGGGAUCCCUGGGCACUGUAGGACGGCUUAGCAUCACUGUAGUGCAGGCCAAGCUUGCUAAAAACUAUGGUAUGACACGCAUGGACCCUUACUGCAGGGUCCGACUAGGGUAUGCUGUUUAUGAAACACCCACAGCCCAUAAUGGUGCCAAGAAUCCACGAUGGAACAAAGUUAUCCAGUGCACUGUCCCACCUGGAGUAGACUCCUUCUACCUGGAGAUCUUUGAUGAAAGGGCAUUCUCCAUGGAUGACAGAAUUGCAUGGACACACGUCACCAUCCCGGAAGGCCUGAGAGAGGGCAGUGUGGUUGAUGAGUGGUACAGCCUCAGUGGCAGACAAGGCGAUGACAAGGAGGGCAUGAUCAACCUGGUCAUGUCUUAUGCUAACAUGACAGCAGGUAUGCAUAUGUCUCCACCCGUUGUCCUCAUGCCCACAGUCUAUCAGCAGGGGGUAGGAUACAUACCCAUUGCAGGAGUGCCCACUGUAUACAACCAGGGAAUGGUGCCCAUGGGUAUGCCUGCAGCACCCACAGUCGCCCCACAAGAAGCUCCCUGUAAUGAGGAGGAUCUUAAGGCACUGCAGGACAUGUUCCCCAAUCUGGACAGGGAAGUGAUCCGCACUGUAAUUGAGGCCCAGCAAGGUAACAAGGAUGCCGCCAUCAACUCUCUGCUGCAGAUGACAGAAGAGCUGUAACAGUGGAGCCACAAAUAGAGCCACUGUGGCGGCCAGAACAUUGCCCAUUCACAGCAACUGCACCCUGCACAGUUUGUAAAUAUGCACUCAGGCCUGCGAGCUCUCAACUGUCACUCACACUAAAUACAAUCCAGCAGUUUUCAACCAUAAGCAGAUGUCCAUAUCUGAGGUGUCACACAUUUAUACAUCUGUAUACAUUACCAUCUGUAUUAUGAAUCAAUGUAUAGCUUUGUUCCCAGUCCACAUCUGGGAUUGGGACGAAUUGGUUUGCCUACUGAUAAGUGCUGUGAUGGCUGGUUGGCUUCUCAAUUUUACAUUCCACUUUACUCAAGAAUUAUGUACAAUUAAUGUUGAUGCAGUGCGAUGUAGGGGUAAUGAAAGGAAUUGAUCCUCCAGAAGCUUUAGAUCUUUGAGAUAGCAGUUGUUGUGAGACAUUGUUGAGAGCUCCAUAGCCAGUCUUCUCUGUAUAUGUGUAUUGACCAGUACUUGAGCCUAUCUGUGUUUGAUUAUUUUUAUAUAUAAAUAUAUAUAUAUAUAAAUAUAUAUAUAUAAAUAUAUAUAUAUAAAUAAUCUCAAUCUGUAUAAAUAUAGUUAUAUAUAUAUAUUCAAAAGAUGAUAAAUUAUGAAGACAAGAGAUUUAGGUAUGCAGCGGUUCAGAGCAGAAAGAGGACUUAUCACAAUAUAACAAACCGUGAUAACUUAGAAGAUGUGCAAAUCCUUGCAUAGCCACACAGCCAAUGCCUAUCAAUGUCUCAAAUGUUCAGGUUAAUUUGCCACCAUUCCACUCUACUCUGGAUAAUGCCAUAUGAUUUUGUACUUCUCCAACCAAAAAUGCCUCUGAAUGUUUCUAUAUAACUGGUCAGUGGUUGUUAACUAUGAUGGAAGAAUAUAUCAUGGUAAUCCAAUAUCAAAUAAUGACAUGGUAAUAUAAAAUGAUUGAAAUCAGUGAAGAAAUAAACAUAUUACUGAUAUCAUCCUUUCCCUUCAUCCUAUAUGAAUUCACCGGCUUUAUUGCAAAUUGUUAGAGGCUGUGAAAAUCCCUGCUGGAUUAAUAACUAAAAUGGUGUGCACAACCAAAUGACAUGAUAUUCAGAAAAUUGGUAUAUGUUGGUAUGAUUAUCAUACAGAUAAAAUGUAAUGUCCUACCACUAACUUAUAUAGGCCCACACAUAAAGAGGAGACUUGUAAAGAUCCAUUGACAUGAGGUAUUGAAUGUUGCCGCCCCCCCCCCCCCCCCAAAGGUCUGAUUUUAACAUGGGGUUUGUAUUCGCUUAAUCUUCAAAGAUGUGCAUAUAUUUUUCCAAGGAAAGAUCCUCUGUUUUGGUGUGAUUCAUUAAAGAAAAUAUAUAGUUAAUUUAUUUUAUGCUUAGGCCAAACUCCAUGGGUGUCAUACAGUAUGUAAAAAUUCUUCUUGUUUAAAUUUAAAAGACUUCAUUGAUUUUCAGUGAUCCCAAUUCUGGGCACUUAUGUUUGAUUGAUUGCUCUAUCCCCUCUUGAUUUAACAAGUUUCUGUUUACCUUCCACUUUCAUGAAGACACAGCAAAUACUUUCAUUUUAAAUGCUAGGUUUUCUUCUAUGUUUUCCCCCGUACUUGUCCCAUUCCCAUAGACAUAUUUUGAACAUUAUUGUCAUGUUUAGCCAGGCGUCUAUAUAACUCCUAACACUUCCAACGUUUAGCCAUGCUACUUAUUAGAUCAAUGUGCACAAGGAUGUUCGAAGGCACUCUAGCGGAUGUUGGGAAGGUUGUUCUGAUUCUGUUGCAAUGGAAUGGCAAGGCUACGUGCUACAGCAGUUUAAUGGGUUUUCUGGUUUGAAUGUACAAAACUUUUUUGGCAUCAAAUUAGGUUUGCAAUUUGACAUUUGCUCUUGUUUCUUUUACUCAUGACACAUUAUGGAAAUAAAUGUUUUAUCUGCAUUUGUUUGGUCUUGUAGUGUAGAUCUCAACCUGGUUUGUUUGCCAUGCCAUUUUUGGACUUGAUUGAAAUAUACCCAUUGACAUGAAGAAUAUAACUUAAAAAUGACUCAUGAGCUUAGUUUGACUGUUGUAACCCAUCAUAACCCAAAAUAUAAACUUGUUUUACUUCUUUGUAAACGAUGUAAUUGUAAACAAAUACAUGAUUAAGGCCAACAUUCAA
Molecule: messenger RNA, 3119 nt
Organism: Oncorhynchus kisutch (coho salmon)
Lineage: Eukaryota; Metazoa; Chordata; Actinopteri; Salmoniformes; Salmonidae
Product: toll-interacting protein-like
Exons: 6
Coding region: 16-984 (322 amino acids)
Biological process (GO): ubiquitin-dependent protein catabolic process
Cellular component (GO): cytoplasm
Molecular function (GO): ubiquitin binding; ubiquitin conjugating enzyme binding
Source: RefSeq, a predicted model, not a curated record